Messenger RNA from Photinus pyralis (common eastern firefly), 1879 nucleotides. RefSeq lists its product as uncharacterized. The transcript has 10 exons. The coding region runs from base 806 to 1879 and encodes 357 amino acids. Lineage: Eukaryota; Metazoa; Arthropoda; Insecta; Coleoptera; Lampyridae. The record is from RefSeq and is a predicted model, not a curated record.
UGAAAGGGCUCUAGAAGGUAACAAAGUUAUGUUACAAUUGUAAUCGAAAUGAUAUGUAACAUAGAAGUUGGAAUGUUCUAUACCAAACACGUAAUAAUCACUUACAUAACUGAAAGGGCUCUAGAAGGUAACAAAGUUAUGUUACAAUUGUAAUCGAAAUGAGAUGUAACAUAGAAGUUGGAAUGUUCUAUACCAAACACGUAAUAAUCACUUACAUAACUGAAAGGGCUCUAGAAGGUAACAAAGUUAUGUUACAAUUGUAAUCGAAAUGAGAUGUAACAUAGACGUUGGAAUGUUCUAUACCAAGCACGUAAUAAUGACUUAUAUAACUGACAGGGAUCUAGAAGGUAUCAAAGUUAUGUUACAAUUGUAACCGAAAUGAUAUGUAACAUAGUGGUUGAAAUGUUUGAGCAAGCACGUAAUUUCAGUUACAUAACUGAAACAGUCGUCAUCAAAAAUUGGCCCAAACCGCUUGAAGCACUGGUCUUAAUUUCUUUUCUUAUCCAUAAAAUAGGUACCUUUUGCGCAGUCUCGUACUGUCGUGUCGUGAGACGCCAUUUCUGUUUUCUGUCUUAUGACGUGUGACUGAUGCGAACGCGGUUGAAUUUUUGUGAAGUUUAUGCAGUUUUACUUUUUUGUGGGUAGAGUUAGGUGAAGAUAUUUGAAAAAGUCGCUCCUACGCAUAUAAGUCAAAAGUAAAGGUCAACGGCCGCGGGAGGCGGGACACAUAACCUCAAAUUCUUUUUGACGCGUUGAAAUAAGUCGGUGUUCGUUCUGUGUUUAAGUAGUUCAGUUGCUCAAAAACAUGGAUCAUGCUACGUAUGCAGUAGUAUUGUUUGAAGAAGACCAAACCUGUUCUGAAGUACCGACAUCAUGGAUAUCACCAUCAAAAACGUCCUGCUGGUGGCCCAAUACGAAGAAUGUGUCUUCCUUAAUAUCAAAAGGAGUUACUCCAGAUAAAAAUAACCCUAUUACCUGGAAAUUAUUUCGUGUGCAAGUACAGGGUUACUAUGACACUUUAGAUGCAGCACGAAAACGGGCUACAGAUGCCGAUUAUACUUCAGCAGAGGAUGAAAAAGGAAGGGGACUUCGACGUAAAAAAAAGGCGCUUAGAGUAAUAUCUGAUUCUGAGGACAGUUACAGUGGCAAAGAAAAUUCUCCUCCGCCUUCCUUAAUGGUGGAUCACAGUGAAAUUACUGCAAUAGCAAACUCAGACUGUAGAAAUUCAGAAAGCGUAUCUUAUUGUAAUCGUACUUUAUUAGAAAACGUCGAGGAAAACGUACAAGACAGUGAUACUAAUUUUCUAGACAAUCAACAAUCAACUCCUGAUAGAACCGAGGAUAGAACCCUUACUUCCUAUGACAUGGGGCGUGACAUAAAAGAUUUGACAGACAAAGUUGACUAUCUCAUUAAAAUUAACAAAAAAAUAUUUAUGUACGUCAAAGAAAUUGAAGGAAAAAUGGAAAAAUCCAAUGUUGUUGAAAAACAUCUGUCCGCAAGUUUAAAAGACAUCCAAGAAAAAUUCCCGAUGCAAACCACGGACGAGUUGGUUGAGUUAGACGACAUUUUAAAAAAAGAUGAUGAUCUCAAAAAGUGUUUUGUCAGUUAUGUGAAAUCUAUAGGAGGCAGAGGUUUUAAGGAAAUGGUGUCCCGUAUUAUGGGCAAACUGAUAACUAACAGUUUGGGGAUUAGCUGUUCCCUUCUGGGGAAAAGAAAUCACUUUCCAUUUAAGCAUUUAGAAUUGAUGAAUAAUAUAUUAAAUGCCGUUCGGCAAACUUUCCCUGAUACAAGCGAAAGUGCCAUUGAAUUGGCGGUGGGGGAGUGGUUACGCUUAAGCAAGCUGAGACAAUCAAGGGAAAAACCUCUCCAAAAUCAAUAA